Messenger RNA from Parnassius mnemosyne (clouded apollo), 1263 nucleotides. The record is from the annotation of a GenBank genome assembly. Lineage: Eukaryota; Metazoa; Arthropoda; Insecta; Lepidoptera; Papilionidae.
AUGGAACUUUUUAUUCCAUCCUCUGUAGUGCCCAUUGGAGGAAGAUCCCAGCCAUGGUUUGGUCGCUCCUGUAAAAUAGCAUCACGCUGUAAGCAGGAGUGCUACCGGACCUGGGCUGACACAUCAACGUCCAGGGAUGUAAACACCAGCGCUUUUAAAAAGAAGUAUAACUCCGCCUCCAGGUCCUUUAAAAUUGUCAUAGCCAAGGCAAAAUCAGAGCACAUCGGCAGAAUUGACGAGAAACUAGUUCGCCUCCCUUCGGAAACACGUGCAUUCUGGUCUCUUGUCAAGGCUAUCCAAGGGAACUUCUGUCAGCCAUCUCUGCCAUCUCUGCACAGAGUGGAUGACUCACUGGCCCAUGACGCAAAGGAGAAAGCCGAUCUGCUAGGCUCUCUUUUUGCUCCUAACUCGACUCUAGAUGACUGGGGGAACACACCGCCGACAAUCGCGUGGUGUGAGUGCUCCAUGCGGGAAGUGCUGUUUACACAGCACUCGGUGCGUAAAGCACUCCUCUCCCUGGACGUCAACAAAUCGAGUGGGCCUGAUGUAGUCCCACAUAUUGUGCUGAAAACGUGUGCUCCGGAGUUGGCACCGGUUUUAACGCGUCUUUUUCGGUACUCCUACUCCCUAGGCGUAGUCCCGAAAUCAUGGAAGACAGCUUUGGUGCACCCGAUCCCUAAAAAAGGCGACAGCUCAGAUCCGUCCAACUACAGGCCUAUCGCUAUCACCUCCUUUUUCUCCAAAGUAAUGGAAACCAUUAUUAACAGCCAGCUCAUGCGGUACCUUGAGGAUCACCAGCUGAUUAGUCACCGCCAGUACGGUUUCUGUCGAGGUCGCUCUGCUGGUGUCCUUCUAGGUUACCUAACUCAUAGAUGGGCGGAGGCAAUUGAGUCCGAGGGGAAGGCAUUGAACGUUCGUUUGGACAUUUUGGCGAAGGCUUGCGAUCGGGUUUGGCACAAAGCGCUUCUUUCAAAGCUGCCUUCCUAUGAGCUUCCCGAGAAAUUGUGCAAUUGGAUCACCAGUUUUCUUGCAGAUCGGAGCAUCAAGGUCGUAGUAGACGGUGCAUGCUCCGAUUACAAGCCCAUUAACGCUGGUGUUCCACACACAGGUUGCGUGCUAUCACUAUCGCUGUUUCUUCUGUAUAUCAAUGAUAUAUUGCAAACCAGUAACAUUCAUUGCUAUGCAGACGACAGCACUGUUUGUAUAAAAAGGCUUAUUAUAAUAUUAAUAAAUUCAUGGAUGAUAAAUAAUCCCUGGGAAUGA